Molecule: messenger RNA, 2443 nt
Organism: Centropristis striata (black sea bass)
Lineage: Eukaryota; Metazoa; Chordata; Actinopteri; Perciformes; Serranidae
Gene: ankmy2a
Product: ankyrin repeat and MYND domain containing 2a
Exons: 10
Coding region: 336-1598 (420 amino acids)
Molecular function (GO): protein binding
Source: RefSeq, a predicted model, not a curated record
AUGUCCGCUGUAAUUGUUCACAUGUGGGCAUGUUUGCUGUUAGAUACUAUGAUAUAGCCUGGAUGUAUAUGUUAAUAGUGCUUUGCUCUGGUAAUAGUACUUAGUACUCAGAAUCUGUUCAAGCCCUAGACAUUUUGAAGUAUGUUUUUGCUUAUGAGCUAGUACACCCCCGCUAACGCUUCCACAGUGGUACAUUCCACAUGACAGCUCAACCUGAGCGAGCCUCCAUGCCGAGCCCACCACUCUGCUAGAAGCACUGAAAGCUGACUUUUAACAGACAACUCCGCGUUUUACUUGUGCCGUCAUAGUCUAAUUUCACACUAUUAAUCACCAACAUGUCUGCUCCGAAGAAGGGAGACUUGUCUUCAAGCGAAAAGGAGUUAUUUGAGGUUAUUACAGCAGGAAACGUCCAAGAGGCUUCAAGGUUGCUGGGCUGUAAGGAUGUUCGAGUAAACUGCUUAGACGAGUACGGGAUGACUCCUCUCAUGCACGCUGCUUACAAAGGAAAGGCAGACAUGUGCAAGUUGCUGCUGCAACACGGAGCGGAUGUGAAUUGCAAUGAACAUGAGCACGGAUACACAGCGCUGAUGUUUGCUGGCCUGUCAGGAAAGACCGAUAUCACGUGGAUGAUGUUGGACGCGGGGGCGGAAACAGACGUUGUCAACUCUGUUGGGAGGACCGCUGCACAGAUGGCCGCCUUUGUCGGGCAACACGACUGUGUCACAGUGAUCAACAACUUCUUCUCCCGGGCCCGACUGGAUUACUACACCAAGCCCCAGGGUUUGGAGAAGGAACCAAAGCUGCCGCCAAAACUUGCCGGACCCCUCCACAAGGUCAUCAUGAGCACCAACCUGAACCCUGUCAAGAUGGUGAUGCUGGUGAAGGAGAACCCUCUGAUGGCCGAGGUGGAGGCUCUGGAGAAAUGCCGCCGGGUGAUGGAGCUCAUCUGCGAGAAGUGCAUUAAGCAGCAGGACAUGAACGAGGUGCUGGCCAUGAAGAUGCAUUUUAUCAGCUGCGUGCUGGGAAAAUGUGCGUCCUUCCUCAAGGACCGCGAGGACAAGCUGGACGGUCUCAUCAAGAGUUUGCUGAAGGGUCGGGACAGCGACGGCUUCCCCGUGUACCAGGAGAAGUUUCUCAGAGAGUGCAUCCGCAAGUUUCCUUACUGCGACGCCACGCUGCUGCAGCAGCUGGUGCGGAGUAUCGCCCCUGUGGAGAUCGGUAAUGACCCCACAGCUCUGUCGGUGCUGACUCAGGCCAUCACAGGUCAGGUCGGCUUCAUGGACGCAGAGUUUUGUACCUCCUGUGGAGAAAAAGGAGCCGAGAAGAGAUGCUCCCUCUGUAAAAUGGUGAUCUACUGCGGCCAGGCCUGCCAAAAGCUGCACUGGUUCACCCACAAGAAAGUUUGCAAGGCGCUCCAGCAGCAGCGAGAGAAGCAGGAGGAGGAAUCAGCCAAACUGAGGAUGCAGCAAAGCAAAGAGGAGAGUGCAGACGUGCAGGAGGCCUCAGACUCCAUGCAGGAGCUCUCAGUGGAGACAAACAGCGAGGUCACCCCCUCAGAAACCUCAAACCCCACUUCCAUCCCAGCUGCUGACAACUGAGGAACAUCUCAAAGUCAGCAGCCAGAAUAAAUCCACACGUAACAGACAAGAGAGCAAACUGGCAGUGAGACUGAAAGCCAGACGAGGACUGGUCCAGCAGGAAAAAAAGAACCUAUUUAUUAUCGACCCGAGACUGUCACAGAGGCGGGACACAUUAACGAGGAAGGUUUGUGCCACGGCGGUCAUCCUUUUUGUCAUUUUUAUAUGUUAAUUUUUCAAAUUAUAUUGUCAUAUGUGAAUGUGAAAAUUGCGUAGGCUGGUGUGUUUGUGGUAGAGGUCACAGGGAGGGGGAACAUGUGAUGAGCUAAUUGUUCACAUCGAUGAUGGAACGAAAUUCUGCCUUAAGAAACUGUAGCAACCUGUGUGGGGAAGACGUGACUGUGUAGCCAGUCGGAGAUGUUGUUUGUUUGCAAUAUACUUGAUUUGUUAUUGGGACGUUUUUUGUACUGAUAACUUCAUGGCAGAUUGUGAGUGGAUGGCAUGGCUGCACAAUUUUGACCAAAAAUGUAUAUUUUUUAACAUAAACAUAAUGUAUUUUUAGUGUUUUGUGAAAGAUAAGGUUAAUGCUCAGGAUUUUCCAAAUGGUAAGAAAAUUAAUUUUUUUUUCUCCCCCCCAAAAAAUGCAACAUCAUUUGUUGAUCACAGCACAAGAACGCCAUCUAGGACACUUUUCAGCAGUAUGUUUUUCAUCUUCUUUCAUUUAUUGUGCAGCCUGAAUGGACAGACAUUUGAGUCAAACGACGGAUCCAACGAGGCUUUGUUUGUCCUGAACUCUGAUAAUCUCCAAAAUGUCAAACAACUUGAGCUUAAUCACAUCAAAUAAAGACCAAUUUCAUCAAAGUGCA